This is a messenger RNA of Humulus lupulus (European hop), 979 nucleotides long. RefSeq lists its product as uncharacterized. Bases 236 to 661 code for a protein of 141 amino acids. The transcript has 3 exons. The record is from RefSeq and is a predicted model, not a curated record. NCBI's taxonomy places the organism in Eukaryota, Viridiplantae, Streptophyta, Magnoliopsida, Rosales, Cannabaceae.
UCGAUCGAACAUCGAGGCUUUCUUUCUCUACCGUCAGCUUUAAAUAAAAUUCAGAAGCGCGUAAAACACGCGCGUGGUAACUCAGAACUAGCCUCGGCAAAACAAAAACCAGCAACUUACUCACUCGCCUCGGCUGAGUAGACAUCACCUGCAACCGAGUUUCUCUCGCCUCACUGUUCUGAAACCCUAGAAUAUCCGAUCGGAUCCCUCACUCUAGACCUCCCAUCAAUCGAAAAUGCCAUACCCACAAUCUGGUAGGGGAGCCGGUGACUCCAAGGACAACACGGUGGCCAAGACCGCCGGCUUCAUUGUCUUCUCCGGCAUCGCGCUGAGUUUAGUCAAAUCCCUAAACCCUUUCAACAAAAACAAAAAUGAAACUCAGCAGCCACUCACUAAGCCAACUCAGCCGAUUCAGGCUCCAUCUCAGCCUUUCCCUCUCAUUCCCAAAGAGACAAAGCCUGUCGUGAAGAAACCAGUUACCUAUGAGGAACAAAAUGUGCCGAAUGCUCCAGAAUCCUCACAGAGAAGAGUAGAGAUUGUCAAAGGGGACACUCUCUGGGGACUCUCUCAAAAAUAUGGGGUAUCCGUUGAUGCGAUUAAAGAAGCCAAUGGAAUUACAGGGACUACCAUUUACGCUGGCAAGAAGCUCAUAAUUCCAUGAUGUAUUACUCUAGUUCCUCUGGUAUCUUGCCAGAAUGUUUUGAGUUGGGUUUCAAAAUUUACCAAGAAUGACCUCUUUCUUUCUUUCCUUCCUUUCUAAGUGUAACCGAGUUUUUGUUCACAUAGAUUAUUACAUUUGUUUCGAUUCAGGAGUGUAGGCGUAUUUGGAUCAUUUAAUAUUUAUGGUAUACACCAGGCAGCCCUUGUGAUUUUAUCCGUUACUUUUGAUUGUAAUUUUAUUACAUUUAUGUACCAUUAGUUAUAUAAACAAAGCAUUAUAGAUUUGUCUGGAGGCCAAGUCCGCCUCUCAAUGUUUCUU